Adineta steineri is the source of this 933-nucleotide messenger RNA. NCBI's taxonomy places the organism in Eukaryota, Metazoa, Rotifera, Eurotatoria, Adinetida, Adinetidae. The record is from the annotation of a GenBank genome assembly.
AUGUCUUCAUCAAUUAUAGCAAGUAUUCAAAGUGAUUUAACUCUUUAUGGAUAUUCAAUUACUAUGGUUUUUGGAAAUAUUGGUAAUAUAUUUGUGGUCAUAAUUCUUAGUCGACAACGUGAAAAUGCUUGUUCUAUUUAUUUAUUAAGUGCGGCUGUAGUGAAUAUUAUCUAUUUGACAUUCUACGGUUUUAUUCAAAUAUUUCCUGUUAAUUAUCGAAAUGUAACAACAACUGCAUUUGUAUUAUGUAAAAUAUAUUUAUAUAUAGCAGGCAUUCUAGGACAGUUAGCUAAAACAUUACUUGUCUUAGCAUCGAUUGAUCGUUUUUUAGUGACAAAUCGUCAUGCACUUGUCCGAGGAUAUAGUACACCUAAACGAGCAAAAUAUCUUGUAUUUUUUGGUUUUAUUUUCUGGUUAUUAUUGAGUAUUCAUCUUCCUAUCAUGACCACUAUUGUUAAUGGACAAUGUACUGGAGUUGGUAUUUAUGUCACUAUUCGUGCAAUUUAUGUACUCAUUUUUGUUGGAUUACUUCCACCAAUCAUGUUGAGUAUAUUUGGUUUUUUAACUUAUCGUAACAUGAGACAACUUCAUAAUCGUAUUCGACCAACGGCUAAUAAUGCAGAUACUCCAAUGCAGCGACGAGAUCGAGAUUUAUUAAAACUUGUCAUUUCAGAAACAGUCGUCUAUCUAAUUACAGCUGGUCCAUAUCCAUUAAUGUUUUUAGAAACGAUGAUUAGUCAAUAUGUUGUUCAAAAUAAAAGUAUUCAAUAUUCUCAAAUUGAAGUUUUUAUGCUUAAUAUUGUAACAUUUAUAUUAUUCAUUAAUAGUGCGGCACCUUUUUAUACAUAUAUAAUUGCAUCAAAAUCAUUUCGUCAUGAUUUUACACGAAUAAUUAUUAAUGGUUAUCGAAAAAUAAUAAGACUGUUUGUUUGA